CAGGCCUGUCAUAGCAUCGCUACAAGCGACCAGAUUGAUUUAUACAAAGCUGGCCUCUGCCUUGCUGUCUCAUUGAUUUAGGCUGCCCUGUGUAAAGCCCACUGACAGUAGGCUGCAGCAGUGUUUCCUUCCCAACUUCCCGUUUUUUUUACCAUCAGGUCAAUGGCUUUCAUACUAAACCUGUCCUUGUGAUCUGGGCUAUAUGCCACCCAUACGUUUUGUGUAUGUUUUGCACAUGUCGCAGCAAUAGCAUGAAUUGUUUAGUGAAACCAACCUGGCACUCCAUGAAGCAUUGGACCAUAGGUUUUGAUAGAUACCGCUUUAAGGCUGUUGCUGUGCUUUACACUUGUGUUUGCUUUCUUUUAUGGUGUCACUGUUUAAGAUAACCAAUGACCUCAGUCUGACAGCAUCACUUAUCUAGUGUGAACUCCCAGCAAUCUGACAGCUCCAUCACCUUAAUGAGCUAUCGAGAAUAUCUAACCAACUGUAUGCCCCUGAAAGCUAGUUCCCUUUUUCAAGAAUUAAACAUUGAGAUGGGAUGAUCAAAGGAGCAUAUGUUCCCUUUACGGAACACAUAAUUGUUCACUAAACUAGAGUUUGGAAUCAGUGGACUGGGGGACGGAGAGCCACGACUGCUUGACCCCACCUACCCUCACACAACUAUUCAUCCUUGUUUUUCAAAAUAUUUUACUUUUAAGCCACUAGUCGACAACAGUGUAGAAGAUGUCAGCCGAUGCAUUCGGAGCUGGUGGCAGCGAUGCUCAGCAGACGCUUCAGUCCUUCUGGCCUCGGGUCAUGGAAGAGAUCCGGAACCUGACUAUGAAGGACUUUCGUGUGCAAGAGUUACCUCUGGCUCGCAUCAAAAAAAUCAUGAAGCUGGAUGAAGACGUAAAGAUGAUCAGCGCCGAAGCUCCUGUUCUCUUUGCUAAGGCUGCUCAGAUAUUUAUUACAGAGCUGACUCUGCGAGCAUGGAUCCACACAGAGGACAACAAGAGACGCACACUUCAGAGGAAUGAUAUCGCCAUGGCAAUCACAAAGUUUGACCAGUUUGACUUCCUCAUCGACAUCGUGCCCAGAGAUGAUCUAAAGCCUCCUAAACGACAGGAGGAGAUGCGUCAGUCCGUUGCUCCAGCAGAACCAGUGCAGUACUAUUUCACCUUGGCCCAGCAGCCUGGAGCUGUUCAGGUGCAGGGAACACAGCAGGGUCAGCAGGCUGGCGCACAGACGGCUACGACCAUCCAGCCAGGACAGAUCAUCAUCGCACAGCCUCAGCAAGGACAGAUGCUUCAAGGUGCUACCAUGCAGCAGUUACACCAAGUGCAGGGCACACCCAUCACGAGCGCACCGGUGGCCAUGCAGGUGGGCGAAGGUCAGCAGGUCCAGAUCGUCCAAGCCGCAGCUCAGGGUCAGGCUCAGACAGCCCAAGCUCAAGGUCAGACCAUGCAGGUGAUGCAGCAGAUCAUCACCAACACGGGGGAGAUUCAGCAAAUCCCGGUACAACUAAACACUGGUCAACUACAGUACAUCCGAUUAGCCCAGCCAGUGUCUGGGACUCAGGUUGUGCAAGGACCGAUCCAAACUCUGGGCAACGCGCAGCAGAUAACACAGACGGAAGUUCAGCAAGGACAGCAGCAGUUCAACCAGUUCACCGAUGGACAGCAACUGUACCAGAUUCAGCAGGUGGCGGUGCCGGCCGGACAGGAACUGACCCAGCCCAUGUUCAUCCAGUCCACCAGUCAGACAGCCGACGCUCAAGUCACGCAGGUGACCACCGAAUGAGCGUCCGGAGAGGGUCCAAGACCUUGAACACCAGCUGACCACGCCAAUUCCUGGCCCAAAACAAGCUCUGUUCUUCCCUCUGUAACCAAAAGCGGUCAAUUUCUUAAAAGCCCAUGAAGUUUUGGGUCACUCUUCAGCCAUUGAAACAAGUCUGUGUCAGACCACUGCCACCAUCCUCGCCGCCUUGUACAAAUGUCUCUCAUUUUUAACUUGUAGAAAGUUGUUUUUUUUUUCCAUUAGAAAUCUCCAGUCCCACUUUUUUUGUUGGUUCCUCUUGAGUUCACUAAUAAAGCCAUAUCUCUCCCUCAGUCCAUGUUAGAGCAUGCUGCAGUUUGUCGACUGUGGCUCUUUUGAAGCACCGCUUCUUCGUGUA
Synchiropus splendidus (mandarinfish) is the source of this 2152-nucleotide messenger RNA. It is a transcript of the gene nfyc, whose product is annotated as nuclear transcription factor Y, gamma. Gene Ontology annotation, cellular component: nucleus; CCAAT-binding factor complex. Gene Ontology annotation, molecular function: protein heterodimerization activity; DNA binding; DNA-binding transcription activator activity, RNA polymerase II-specific. Lineage: Eukaryota; Metazoa; Chordata; Actinopteri; Syngnathiformes; Callionymidae. The transcript is spliced from 11 exons. The record is from RefSeq and is a predicted model, not a curated record. Bases 724 to 1779 code for a protein of 351 amino acids. Gene Ontology annotation, biological process: regulation of DNA-templated transcription.